CUCACAAAAUGUCAGUGAUCGCAUCGGAAGUUAGAGGUAACAUCCAUUUUUUAUUUCUUCAAUCUGGACAUAUUGCAGGACGUCAUGACGAACGUUCCGACGCCAACUGGUUUGGAGACCGCGGUGGCAGAGAGAGCAACUCUUCCCCGUCGCCAUUCAAGCGUUUGUCGGAACUUAUUUGGACCCGUCGACCAUGAGGCGCUGAACCGGGAGUUGAAGGCGAAGCUGGAGGAAAUAUCUGAACGAGACCAGCGUCGAUGGAAUUUCCACUUCGAGACAGACGCACCGAUUCCCGGGAGUUAUGAAUGGGAAGGAAUGUCAGCGGAGUCGAUGCCCGCCUUCUACCAGGUGUCGGAAGUUGGAGCACGCAGAUUUGUUCCCAAGGAGAAGAUCAAUGUCUGAGAUGACUAGAGGCCCCCAGCACAAUUCUUCUCUCAAUUCCCCUUGAAGAAACGAGGGAACCCUUCGAUUAACCACGCUGACAAAUGCUACCAUCUGCCGCUUCUGCAGUUAAUAUUUUCCAUCUCGGGCCAAAAAGAUGGAGUAACCCUCCCAAAUAAGCAACAUAUGUUUAUGCCAAAGUAACGAUGUAUUUAAAAAAUAAUAAUUCAAUUAACUUGUGUUUAAUUUAUUACGUGUCUGAUUGUUUGAAAUUGCAUCUGUGAAAGACAAACUAUUUAGACUUUCUGUUCACUUUAUUGCAUUAGUGAGCCCUCUAAUGAUACUUAACCAUGUAGCAAAUUAAGCUGAUCUGCCGUUUUUGCAUUUUAUUUCCAUUGGACAAAAGAUGUAACUCACAAAUGGUGGCUUAGGUUUUUUGCCAAAGUAACAAUGUUUAUAAAUUAUUUUAUUUGAUUUCAACUAAUUUAUGUUUUAAUCCAAUUAAGUUUUCUGCGAUUGUUUAAAUGGUAGCUGGGGAAACUAUUAAAACAAUGUAGUUUA
Messenger RNA from Oncorhynchus gorbuscha (pink salmon), 942 nucleotides. RefSeq names its product cyclin-dependent kinase inhibitor 1B-like. Gene Ontology annotation, molecular function: cyclin-dependent protein serine/threonine kinase inhibitor activity. Gene Ontology annotation, biological process: regulation of cell cycle. Gene Ontology annotation, cellular component: nucleus. Bases 85 to 402 code for a protein of 105 amino acids. The record is from RefSeq and is a predicted model, not a curated record. Lineage: Eukaryota; Metazoa; Chordata; Actinopteri; Salmoniformes; Salmonidae. The transcript is spliced from 2 exons.